Molecule: messenger RNA, 933 nt
Organism: Penicillium canariense
Lineage: Eukaryota; Fungi; Ascomycota; Eurotiomycetes; Eurotiales; Aspergillaceae
Gene: met16
Product: phosphoadenylyl-sulfate reductase (thioredoxin)
Exons: 2
Coding region: 1-933 (310 amino acids)
Cellular component (GO): cytoplasm
Molecular function (GO): phosphoadenylyl-sulfate reductase (thioredoxin) activity
Source: RefSeq, a predicted model, not a curated record
AUGCCGGCCAAGAUGCCUUCCCACUACCCCACGGACGUCGAGAAUGGCAUCGACUCCAGGGAUACCAACACCGAGUCUGGCUAUGUGAGCAGUGGCUCAAGUGAGGACUAUACCCCGGAGAUUGUUUUCACCAAGCCUCAUCUCCAGUUCCUCAACCGUCAACUCCAAUUCCUCGAGCCCCAAGACAUCUUGAGAUGGUGCAUCACAUCUCUCCCUCACCUCUUCCAGACCACUGCCUUUGGCUUGACUGGUCUUGUCACCUUGGACAUGCUGUCUAAGCUUGAGGUGCCCCGGCCUCAGAUGGUCGACCUCAUCUUCCUCGACACUUUGCACCACUUCCCUGAGACCCUGGCCCUGGUGGACCGGGUCCGGAAGCGCUACCCGCACAACAAUGUGCACGUGUACAAGCCCCUCGGUGCUGACUCUGCCGCUGAAUUUGAAUCCAAGUAUGGCCCCCGUCUCUGGGAGAUGGACGACCAACUCUACGACUGGGUUGCCAAGGUCGAGCCCGCCCAGCGUGCCUACCGUGAAAUGAACGUCCACGCCGUGCUCACUGGCCGUCGCCGCAGCCAGGGUGGCAAGCGUGGUGACCUCGACGUCAUCGAGGUUGACGAAGCUGGCCUCAUCAAGAUCAACCCUAUGGCCAACUGGUCCUUCGACCAGGUCAAGCAGUACGUCAAGGAGCACAACGUCCCCUACAACGAGCUCCUCGACCGUGGCUACAAGAGCGUCGGUGACUGGCACUCGACCCAGCCUGUUGCUGACAACGAGGACGAGCGCUCCGGUCGCUGGAAGGGCCAGCAAAAGACCGAGUGCGGCAUCCACAAUCCCCGCUCCAAGUAUGCCCAGUAUCUGAUGGAGAUGGAACGCAAACGCCAAGAGGAGGCCCUGACACAGGCACUGCAGUCAUCUCUGACCACUGCCGCCCAGUGA